UUCCAGCGUACAUGGCUUAUAUGAUCUGCCAGUUCUUCCACAUGGACUUCUGGCUUCUCAUCAUCAUCUCCUCCUCAAUCCUCACCUCUCUCCAGGUGCUUGGCACUCUGUUGAUCUGUUGUUCACUUCAUGGUGGAGGAGUUUCGUAAAGCUCCAGUGGAGAACGUGGAUGAAGUCAUAUAUUGUGUAAAUGGGACCUACAGAUGCUGGAGUUUCUGGUUGCGGUGUGCGUGGUGUGCUAUGGUGUAUCAGAGACUGUAUUUGGCGAGUGGAGUGUGAUGGGAAGCACCAUCAUCUUGGUCCACUCGUACUAUAACGUCUGGCUCAGAGCCCAGCUGGGCUGGCAGAGCUUCCUGCUCAGGAGAGAUGCUGUAAACAAGACAAAAAGCCUCCCCACAGCUAGCAAUACACAGCUGGAGCAGUAUAAUGACAUCUGUGCUAUCUGCUUCCAGGACAUGACCAGUGCUGUGAUCACUCCGUGCAGUCAUUUCUUCCACGCUGGCUGUCUGAUGCCCUCUCUGUCAUUCACAACUCAAGAGCCAAUCACCAACUAACGGUGGAGCUACCCAAGAUACACCUGCAGCCAAUCACAUCGUCAAACCUCCAUUAUCAUCUUCCUCUUGUUCUUCUUCUCCUCUUGCAACUGAUUCUGUGCUGCACCAGUCCCCUGCAGAUCACCCUUCUGCAUCUUCUUUCUCUACCUCUUACACAUCAGACACACCCGACGCUCCUGCAUCUCUCUGCCAUUCUGUCUCCACCUUUCACCAACCAACUUCACAGGUACUGACCUAA
This is a messenger RNA of Pelmatolapia mariae (spotted tilapia), 792 nucleotides long. RefSeq names its product RING finger protein 145-like. Lineage: Eukaryota; Metazoa; Chordata; Actinopteri; Cichliformes; Cichlidae. The coding region runs from base 204 to 554 and encodes 116 amino acids. Gene Ontology annotation, cellular component: endoplasmic reticulum; endomembrane system. The transcript has 4 exons. The record is from RefSeq and is a predicted model, not a curated record.